This is a messenger RNA of Sinocyclocheilus grahami, 812 nucleotides long. RefSeq names its product telomerase Cajal body protein 1-like. Gene Ontology annotation, cellular component: Cajal body. The annotation marks the transcript as partial. Gene Ontology annotation, biological process: Cajal body organization. The transcript is spliced from 5 exons. Gene Ontology annotation, molecular function: RNA binding; protein binding. The record is from RefSeq and is a predicted model, not a curated record. Lineage: Eukaryota; Metazoa; Chordata; Actinopteri; Cypriniformes; Cyprinidae.
UCAAGAAACAGGGUCAGACAGGCAUUAUCUCCUGUAUUGCCUUCAGUUCUUGUCAUUCCAUGUACGCCUGUGGGUCGUAUUCUCAUUCGGCCGGCCUUUACUCCUGUGAGGACGGUUCUCUGCUGGCUCUGCUGCCCGCACGACACCACGGAGGCCUUACACACCUGCUGUUCUCACCCAACGGCUAUCACAUGUACACGGGUGGUCGCAAGGACUCGGAGAUCCUGUGCUGGGACCUCAGAGACCCGGGACAAGUUCUGUUCUCCAUGCACAGGAACGUCAGUACAAACCAGCGGAUCUACUUUGACCUGGACCAAUCUGGCCGAUAUCUUCUGAGUGGGGACACAGACGGUGUGGUGUCAGUGUGGGACACCCUCACAGAUGACUCAGAUACUGUCAAUAGGGCUAUGUUUAAUAUGUUUGCCAGAGCUUGCAGUGUGCACCCUUUCAUGCCAUUGGUGGCUUCAUCCAGUGGUCAGCGUAAGUUCUGUUGGCCGUCUGACAGUGAGGACUCGGAGUCUGAUUCAGAGGAGGGGAAUGUGAUGUCAUCAAACGGCGUACAACAGGACAAUGCUCUGGUGCUGUGGUGGGCCUGCCCAUUGGGCUCAACCAAUGAGAGGGGGCAGGAGGAGGAGUCAGCAGUUAUUGAGAGCUAGAACUUUUGAUUGUAAAACUGCACUGCUGAUGACCCAUAGUCUACUGCCAAACCUAUAAUGCUGUUUGUUUAGGUGAAGGGUGGUAAGAUAGUAAUUCUGCAUCGAUUUUAAUUGUAGAAUAGCUGAUUUUUUUAAAUCCUUCAAUUUUUUUGCGGU